AUGGGUAUUGACAACUCGGACUCGAAGCAACCUGACAUCUCGUACCACUCCGACGAAGCCAAGUACCGCACAGGAAAACCCACUAGGCUACAUCAGCAAAGAGACGUUCCCCCCUUCCUCACCUUCGCUCGCGAGCUCUACUCUUGCCGGGGAUUCUUCGUCUUACGAACCAUCCCAAUCGAGCAGUACACCCAAACAAACUUGGCGAUCCUCUACGCUAUGUGCAUCCAUUUAUUCACUCCCAACAGGUAUAUCCUCACACGUCGGCUCCGCCCGAGGAAAACAGGAGCUGUCCUCGCGCACAUCAAAGACCUCACCGUCAGCCAGCAAGGCGGGAUCGGGAACUCGGCGGACAAGCAGGUCUUCCAAACCGAUGUCGGUGACCUCAUUGCCUCGCUGGCUAUCGUACACACCAAUACGUCUGUAGGAUAUUGGGUUCCGCUUUUCAGCACAGCAUGA
Messenger RNA from Desarmillaria tabescens, 459 nucleotides. RefSeq lists its product as uncharacterized. The record is from RefSeq and is a predicted model, not a curated record. NCBI's taxonomy places the organism in Eukaryota, Fungi, Basidiomycota, Agaricomycetes, Agaricales, Physalacriaceae. The transcript is spliced from 3 exons. The coding region runs from base 1 to 459 and encodes 152 amino acids.